UGCCCAACAACUUGGGCCAUGCAUCGGGUAUUGGGUGGCGGUCAGUCAGAUCUCUGCUCCACUAAAAUAUGUAAUGGAAUAAGUAGUAGGAAUCCUUUUGAAAAUUUCAGCCUUGGAGAAAUUUCCAGCACGGUGGUUCAUUGAUCUUCGCAGAGAAAAGGAAAGAUACUUUUACAUAAAUCAAGCAGUAAACCAUUGGUUGGCGCCAUCUUCCUUCCCCAUGACAGGGUUUAUUGGAACGGAAGGAGGAGAUCCAUGGCAGUGAAGAUCUAAUGAGACAAUUUGUUCCUGUCUGCAGAUCGUGGCUAAAGCGGACUGCCCAACAGUGUAGAUGGACAUAUUCCGAAAUUUAAUUAGAACAGAUCGUUUUAUAGAGUUAGAUGAAGAACAAUAGAGAGGAAAACGAGUUCGCCGUUUUUUCUCCCUCUCUUUCUGGGGGGCAGCAGCGGGUGAGGUUUACCACGAAGGCGGUCCUUCUCUCUCUUCUGGUCUUCUCUGUGAAGGGGGUACCGAGGCAGAUCGGACGGUCAAGAAGAGCCGUAGUGGGUGGGGACGACGUGUGAGCGAGAGGGUACCGUCCCUCGUGAACCCCACCACCCCCACCCAUGCCGAGAUAGAUAGAAGAACUCUUUGCGUAGCCUCCGAUCUAGUUGGGAAAUUGUCUGUUGGUCGAUGCAAUUAGUAGGUGCGUCAAGGGAAGAUUGGUGUUGGUAUCUGAAUUGGUGGCCGGGUGGUCGAUUCUGUGCUCGAAGUUGUUUCGCAGGGUUUGUUGGUUUCUUUGUUGAUCGUGAAGGAUUGCGUAACAAGCCUAUAACAUCAUAUCUAGAUUCAAAAGCUUAAGCACGCUUAAGAGAAUACCAUGGAUGAGUGCCCCACUAAAAAGGCUUCUGAUGGGCUGCGUGUCUCUAGAAGAGGGUCUAAUAUUUCUCUUGGGGAUGGCAACCAUGUGCCUCGAAAUUCCCAAUGCUGCAACCGAUUGGGUUGCAGCAUUAAUUCUAUGAGCGGAAGCCAGAUUGGCUUGCAAGAGAGGUCCAAACUUUCAAGACCAAAUUUCCGUGCAUCCAGCAGCAAAGCAGUAUCUGGGGGCUCCUCCAGACAAGUUUCAAGCUCCUCUGGGCUGAGAAAGGCUCAACGAAGACCGCAGACACCUCCUUCUUCUAAAGAAAUAUACCUUGCUUCAAGCAGCAAUGCACAGGGAUUCACAGAAUUUUUAGAUUCUUCAACAUCGGAAGAGCAAUCAGUAACUUCUGAAAGGGAAGAGAUGGAAGAUACCACAACACAAGAGAGCUCUUUGGUGUUACAAGAUACAUUGGCAGAGGUUUGUGACCGUUCUGUCAUGCAUACUUCACGAAUGCGAAAGCGAGUUUAUCAGAAGUCCAGUUCAAGUUCUCAUAGUUUUCCCCGUGGUUCAUCCGGUAAUAAAGAAACAAUCUUCCAUCAUCCUCUCUCGUCCAGACACUCUGGAGAGCCUUCUGAAGCUUCCUCUCAUGGUCCAGGAGGUAGUUCCAGUAGAUAUGGUCUUGGUAACCUCGGCUGCGCUUCAGUAUCUGAUGUGCUUCCCUCCAGGUUUUCAGUGGCAGAUACACAAGACUCUGGUCGAGUUAGAAAAUCUGAUGGAGAAAAGUCAUCUAUUAGAGGGAAGAGUAUCAGUAACACUUCCACAUUAGCUGCUUCAGGCAGCAGGAGGAGUACAAUUGGGCGUAAUAUGUCCUUUACAUCGAGUCCAUUGUCCUUGCAACCUACAAGGAGGAAUAUUAGAUCGUCAACAACCAGAGGAGUUACUUCAGUUAGAACCAGGCGGAUGCCUGGAGAGGGUAUUAAUAUAAGGUUGGCAGAGAGCAGCACUAACAACAAUUCCAUUUCUCUAUCAGAUGGCAGUCUGCCUCCUCUACAAUCUCAACUAGAGCUACUGAAUAGCUCCUCUGUUUCAGCCAGCUCAUCAUCAUCAUCACCAUCCUCUAUGGAUUUACCUCCUUUUCUUCAACUCAACUCAUUUAGGAGAUCAGAGUCUGGUAGUGAAAUUUCUCGAACAAGGCCAGGCAUUGAUCAUGAGGGUAGCAGUGCCCAUGGUUUUCGUGGACCUUCAAUGGAUCAUGGUGGAUAUCCUCGCAUUAACAUGGAAGGGAUUGCAGAGGUAUUGUUUGCAUUGGAAAGAAUUGAGCAAGAUGAAGAGAUUACAUAUGAGCAAUUAUUGGUGCUUGAGACAAAUUUGUUCCUGGGUGGGCUAAGUUUCCACGAUCAGCAUAGAGAUAUGAGAAUGGAUAUAGAUAAUAUGACUUAUGAGGAAUUAUUAGCUCUGGAGGAGAGAAUGGGUAGUGUCAGUACAGCACUUUCGGAAGAAGCAUUAUCCAAAUGCCUUCGUCAUGCAUUCUACUCAUCAAGUCCAACAGUUUCUGGAAUCAAGGUCUCUGAAGAAGAUGACGUCAAAUGCAGUAUUUGCCAGGAAGAGUAUGUUGACGGGGACGAAGUAGGCCAUCUGCAAUGUGAUCAUUGUUACCAUGUAUCUUGUAUCCAUGUUUGGCUACGCUUGAAGAACUGGUGUCCCGUCUGCAAAGCUCCAGCGGCACUAGAGUAGCUAUCCCUCUCUCUCUCUCUCUCUCUCUCUCUCCCCCACACUCUCUCUCUGUACAUAGGUAUCUUCCCAUGCUCUAUGGUUAAUAAACUGCCUUGUAACUGAAAUUUGUGCCUCAAAUUGGGGUCUUCUGAAAAUAUAAACAUGGAAAAGUUCACCCUGGA
This is a messenger RNA of Nymphaea colorata (pocket water lily), 2736 nucleotides long. RefSeq lists its product as uncharacterized. The coding region runs from base 860 to 2575 and encodes 571 amino acids. The record is from RefSeq and is a predicted model, not a curated record. Gene Ontology annotation, molecular function: ubiquitin protein ligase activity. The transcript has 7 exons. Lineage: Eukaryota; Viridiplantae; Streptophyta; Magnoliopsida; Nymphaeales; Nymphaeaceae.